UAGUUCAUAUCAAUAUAUCAUACUAACUCAAGCCUCCCUCUAGCAAGUAGCAACACAAUCCAAUCCAUUGUCAUCGCAGUCGCAGAAUGAUGAGAGUGUGGCCGCCGGCGACGACGAGCAUGCUGUCCAGGCAAGCCAUUGUCGUCGUCGUCGUCUUCCUCGUUCUGUUCUUCGUCGGCGGCGGCAGCAGCAGAUGCGAAGCCGAGACGUUGGAGACGGCGUCUCUCCAUGUGGAUUACUCUGUCGCUCGAAGAAUGCCGGACACUUUGUUCGGCCUCUUCUUCGAGGAGAUUAACCACGCUGGAAGUGGUGGCCUUUGGGCUGAACUCGUCAGUAACAGAGGUUUUGAAGCUGGAGCCAACACAUCAAACAUUGACCCAUGGUCCAUCAUUGGAGAUGAAUCCUCUGUUCACGUGACAACUGAUCGCUCAUCCUGUUUCAGUCAAAAUCCUGUUGCUGUAAGGAUAGAGGUUGUCUGUGACGAUUGUCCAGCCGGUGGUGUUGGAAUUUACAAUCCAGGAUUUUGGGGCAUGAAUGUAGAAGAAGGAAAGGCAUAUAAUCUGGUCAUGCAUAUCAGAUCAUUAGAAUCGGUGGAGUUGACAGCUUCACUCACAUGCUCAAAUGGAUCGCAAAAUCUUGCAUCAAAUUCUGUUCGAGAAACUAAUUUGUCAACUUGGACAAAGAUAGAGCUACAGUUACUAGCUCAAGGGACAUGCAGAACUUCAAGACUUGAACUAACAACUAGGAAAAGGGGAGUAAUAUGGCUUGAUCAGGUGUCACUUAUGCCUUCAGAAACAUACAAGGGCCAUGGUUUUCGCAAGGAACUCAUGUACAUGCUUUUGGACUUAAAACCACGGUUUCUACGGUUUCCUGGGGGUUGCUUUGUCGAAGGCAAUUGGUUAAAAAAUGCAUUCAGGUGGAAGGAAACUAUUGGUCCAUGGGAAGAGAGACCUGGACACUAUGGAGAUGUCUGGCACUACUGGACGGAUGAUGGCCUUGGGUAUUAUGAGUUACUCGAGCUUGCUGAAGACUUGGGUGCUAACCCUGUAUGGGUGCUCAACAUUGGGAUGAGUCACCAUGAUGCAGUUAAUGGAACUAUGCUCGCACCUUUUAUAAAGGAUGCAACUGACAGUCUUGAGUUUGCAAAGGGGAGUGACAAAUCAACAUGGGGCUCUGUUAGAGCCACGAUGGGGCACCCUGAACCAUUCCCACUGAAGUAUGUUGCACUAGGGAAUGAAGAUUGUGCUCCAUUCAAGCUGAUAUACCGAGAAAAUUAUCCCAAGUUCUACAACGCCAUAAAAGAGGCUUAUCCUGACAUCCAAAUAAUUUCAAACUGUGAUGGCUCGUCUGGGCCACUUGAUCAUCCUGCCGAUCUCUAUGACUACCAUAUAUAUGAAAAUGCAUCCACUGUGUUUUUCAAGAAGAAUGAAUUUGAUAGGACAUCACGUAAUGGUCCAAAGGUAUUUGUAAGUGAGUAUGCUGUUAAUGGUGAGGAUGCUGGCAAUGGAAGCCUUCUUGCAUCAUUGGCAGAAGCUGCUUUCCUAAUUGGUUUAGAGAAAAAUAGUGAUGUCGUUCAGAUGGCAUGUUAUGCACCACUCUUCGUGAAUGACAACGAUCGCGUCUGGAACCCAGAUGCGAUUGUCUUCAACUCCUGGCAACAGUAUGGAACUCCUAGUUAUUGGAUGCAGACAUAUUUCCGUGAAUCAAGCGGUGCUAUGAUUCAUCCAAUUAUGAUCAGUUCCAGCUACUCUGAUUUAUUGGCUGCCUCUGCAAUCACCUGGCAAGACGCUGAGAAUACCUUUCUGAGAGUGAAGAUAGUAAACUUCGGGCCAAAUGCUGUGAACCUCACAAUAUCUUCAAGUGGACUUCAAGCUGGUGUAGAUACGGCAAAAUCAACUGUGACUGUUCUCACAUCCAGCAACUUGCUGGAUGAAAAUUCAUUUAGUGAACCAAACAAGGUCGUGCCAGUUGCCAGCGAGUUGCCGAAUGCAGCAGAACAGAUGUAUGAUUACCUUCUUUUGCAAUUUGGACCGGGUUUUAAGACUUCGGGCCACCACGCUGGCUUGAUCUGAGCCUAGUGAACUCAGUUCAGGGAAGAGAAAUUAUCGACGGAAACUAGCGCAUGGGAGAGGAAGAUAGUGCCGUGGAGGCGCGGAGGCGGAUUUUCUCAACGCCUCGGUCUCCACCCUCACCACUGGUGGCUCCUGCGCCUGCGGAGCGGCACGAUGCGGCGGCGGCGUGGCACGACGCGGCGGCCGUGUGCACGUCUCUGGCUCUGGCGAGGCAUGGCGCAACGGCCGCGCGUGCUCUUCUUCGGCUCCGGCGCGGCAGGGCGGCGGCAUGCAUGCUCUUCUCCUGCUCGACCGCGGUGCCGGCAACGGGGGUGCACGCACUGCUCCUUCAGCUCACGGCAGAAUGGAGGCCAAAAGCCUCACCAAGUUAGAGUAGGAUUUAUUAGCUCUGUGUACUGUAGAUAAGUACCACUAAAGAGAAGGCACUGGGAAGGGAAAUUAUCAGAAAUGCCAUGUUGUGCCGAUAAUUCAUUGUACCUCACCAUCAGGUACAUGUACAUAUGGAACUUGGAACCUCUCUGCUUGUUUUUAGUGGCAAAAUGGACAGCUCCAUCUUACUUGCACA
This is a messenger RNA of Oryza sativa Japonica Group (Japanese rice), 2637 nucleotides long. RefSeq names its product alpha-L-arabinofuranosidase 1. Gene Ontology annotation, biological process: L-arabinose metabolic process. The record is from RefSeq and is a predicted model, not a curated record. Gene Ontology annotation, molecular function: alpha-L-arabinofuranosidase activity. NCBI's taxonomy places the organism in Eukaryota, Viridiplantae, Streptophyta, Magnoliopsida, Poales, Poaceae.